Phycodurus eques (leafy seadragon) is the source of this 1245-nucleotide messenger RNA. RefSeq names its product chromosome 1 C7orf57 homolog (gene c1h7orf57). The coding region runs from base 96 to 752 and encodes 218 amino acids. The transcript has 8 exons. The record is from RefSeq and is a predicted model, not a curated record. NCBI's taxonomy places the organism in Eukaryota, Metazoa, Chordata, Actinopteri, Syngnathiformes, Syngnathidae.
AAGUGGGCCGCUGUAGUGACAGGAAGUGGCUUCUGCCGAUACUUGUUCGUCCCUUUUAUUUGCAGAAUAACAAGCAGCAGACGAUUUAUUUCACUAUGAGUGCUGUUGUACCCAACCAUCGAAGGACCAAGCCUGGUGGAAUAAAGCCAGGAGCGGCGGCCAGUGGUGUGACGGGACCAACCUCUCAGAUCCCUGGUCUGUCCCAGACUGCUGCCGAAAGCACACCUGUUGAGAGGAUCAGUGGACGGCGGGUUGGCAUCUUUGAAUCCGAUUCGGACUAUGUUAAGCUUGCAAAGCAAGGGGGGCAUAAAGGGCUUUUGAGCCAUGACGCUGAUGUGGAUGACAAACCGAAGAUAGCCUACAAUCCCAACAACUGGUUUGCAGGUGACGACUCAAACGGCGGCAGCAAAGCAACAUCUCCCAACAGCCAGGCGAAGGGCGGCAAGCAGCUGCUUGCACCAUUUGGCACUGAUAACAGUUCAUCCUGGGAAAGGGAGACUGAUAUAUUUACUCAUGAUAAAGAUAAGAUGUCUCCUGAUGAUGCUGCCACUCAGGUGGAGGGGCUGCCUGUGAGCAACAACUACAAGAGAACGUCUCACAAUAAGAAAGUGGCCCCUGUCAGCAUGUCCAAGCUGCUGAGUCACGGCUAUGUGGAAGACAAAAAGAAGUCUCCCAAUGAUGACGAUGCCUCAAGUGUGACCUCAGAGCAAACUAGCACCGUUGCGACUGAAGAUGUGGACGACCUGGAAUAGUGCCACAAUUUGCCGUUCUCACAUUCACUCACUCUUCUUGCACAUCCACUGACUGUACUCGUUUAUGCAGAGGGAUGAGCCCUUCCAUUGAUUUGCUUUGGUUUGGAUAAAGCAUUUAAUUGAGUAGAUGUGACGCUGUUGUUUUGUUUUUGUAACGCAAUUGCUCGAUUUUACUGGUAACUUGCGAGCCAUGUGGAAAACUAUCUGGUUCUAACAUGUUUCCACCUUUAAGCAUGCUUUUGAGCUGCUCAGUUUGCCAGCCUUACUGUGUGAAGAUCGAGCAAGUCAGUUCUUAUAGUGUUUGUGCUAAUUUAUUUAAGUUUAAGUGAAGUAAAAUAAAAUCUGUGUUUGAGCUGCAGGUGCGAGCUGACCGCAAAGUCGCUCUUACGAAGUGAUGGUUAGAUUGCGAUUCCGCAAAGUAUUUGUUCAAUACUGUAUUCCCCUGAUGUCUCAUGUUCUAUCUGUAAGCAGAAUAAAAAUGAGUCAAAUUGCA